CGAGAGAGGCGUACAGAGUCCGGCAGCUGGAGGGCGGACAGGCUGGGGCAGCACGGAGCGCAGCCCCGGUCGAGGCGGGGCGAUCGUUCCAGUCGACGGCAGCCGAACGCGCUCACGCCCGGAGAUCGCAGAGGAAACUAAACCGGUUUCACGGGGACUUGACAGCGUGAGGCGGCGGGGGCAGGACGCCGUCAACAGCCGCCGACCACUGCCUGGACCCCGGGGGGAAGCGGACAUGAGCCGGGGAAAGUUCGGUCCACGCAGCGCUUAACAGACCGGGGAUGGCUCGUCGAUCCCAGUGUUCCUCUGCGGGGGAGAACCCCCUGGACCCAAACUACCUGCCUCCCCACUAUCGUGAGGAGUACCGCUUGGCCAUUGACGCCCUGGUGGAGGAGGAUCUGGAAGGGUACUACCAGUUCCUGCAGAGAGCGGACGUGGUCGACUUCCUUUCCACUCCUGAAAUCCAGUACAUUCAGAGCUGUGUUCAGGUGCCUCACCAGGGCAGCCACCUAGAGCAGCACUUUCUGGAGAGUGGAGGAGAUGGUUCUUCAGACACCUACUGGCCGAUCCACUCUGACCAGGAUGUGCCAGGUCUGGACCUGGGCUGGCCCCAGAUGAAUCAUUUCAUGGGACCGACUGAGGUCACCACCCUAAUCAACCCCCCUGAGCUGGACAUGCCAAGCAUCAAGGAUCAGGCCCGACGGCUGAUCAAGAACGCUCAGCAGGUCAUCGCCAUAGUGAUGGACACGUUCACUGAUGUCGACAUACUUGCAGAUAUUCUCAAUGCUGCUAUGAGGAACGUGGCCGUCUACAUCCUGCUGGAUGAGCAGAGUGCACACCUCUUCAUUCAAAUGGUGCAUAACUGCAGAGUAAAUCUGCAAAACUUUGAAUUUCUGCGGGUUAGAACAGUGUCAGGGAUGACAUAUCAGUGCCGCUCAGGGAAAUCCUUCAAAGGUCAGAUGUUGGAUCGCUUCCUGCUGACUGACUGCAGAGCUGUUCUGAGUGGAAAUUACAGCUACAUGUGGUCCUUUGAGAAGCUGCACCGCUGUAUGGCUCACCUGUUCCUUGGACAGUUCGUCACCACUUUUGACGAGGAGUUCCGGAUCCUGUUUGCGCAGUCGCAGCCGCUGGUUAUUGACAUGCCUGCUCAAAUGGAGGAUUUCAGCCUCUCACAUAAGAGACAAUACCCAGACGAGAAGGCUCUGAUGUAUCGAGAGCCGCGGAAGUUUCUGCCCGGGAAUAUCGGUCAGUCCGAUGAAUGGAGAAGACAUUCUUUUGAAGAGCGGGAAGGGGAUUGGAAGAUGAUAGCUCUAAAAAAGCAAGGGUCCCUGCGCGGCCCUGCGGACACGUACGGCAGGUUUGCCUCCCAGCAACCACCCAUGGAUCCUGGCUUUGAUCAAGGCCCAUGCCGGAUUCCCAUGGUGGAAAACCAAGCUUACAAACGCCACUCAUAUGCUGAAGGGGGUCAGGACAGAUUAUUUUUGCCGCACCAGCAGAGGGUGCCCGACUUUGAUCUUCAGGGAAAGCCUUUUCCCAAAGGUCCCCAUCCCUAUGCAGGGCCAGAAGCAAACUACAGCAACUAUGAUAAGUUUUGGAAUCAAGACUUUCAGCCUACAGACCAAUACUGUGAUCCUGGUUUACCACAAGAAGUGCAACUAUCAGAUAACUUUGACCCUGUCCUAAACUAUUUAUCAUCUACUAGAAAUGUGGACUUUGAUCAGAGCUCAGACAAAUUACAGACAGGUUUGCCCUUCGGUUCCUCUCAGCUGAAGAAACCCGGUUUUGGUCAGCCAUACACUUGUCAGACGUCUCCCACUCCCUCAAACUCAGCUGAGCAGAAGCUCUUUUUACAAGAACCCUCUGCAGACCGUAAGGAUCCUGCAGUGAAGCGGGGCCUAAGGAACUGGAGGAUCAGCUCAUACCUCAGUGCAUAUGACAGCUCUGGAGAGGAGGGCUUACCACUGGCACCAGUGCAGGCCCCUGAUCCUUUUGAGGAGCCCGCUAAUCCCCCGCAGCAAACUGCACCAGGAACCACCUUGCCCACUUUUAAAAUUCCUAACAUCCGAGAGUUUAAGGUUCCUGCUGCUCCCAGGACAAGCCAGAUUCUAAACUACGGCAAAACUCUGGAGCAGCCGAGGAAAUUAUUAGAUGUCGGUGCGGAGGCAGGAGAAAUCAGAACAUCCCCGACUCCAUCAGAGUCCUCUUCUACCAAAGAAGGAGAAAAGACACAAGAGGAGCAAAAAGAGACAAAAAGCACUGCAGUUCGGAGGGAGGAAUCCUUCAGGAGGAAUUACAACUCUGCUCUGCAGAGGAGCUCCAGGUUAAGAUCCUCCCUGAUCUUCAACUCUCUGGAUCAGCACCCGACCGGGGAAGAAACAUCUGCCUCCGAACAACAGGAUGAACAAAAGGAAAAAACGGAGACCGAACAGACUAAACCUCCCUUUGUGUCCCAGGUUUUGGGACAGAGGAGAGCCGGGGGGAGAGAGCUUUUUGAUUGGACCCGUAGUCUAAAGUCUUCUUGUGAUGCCUCGUCCUCGGAAUCCUCCAAACCAGAUGAAGUAAGCUGUAAACCAGAUAAUAAAGACCCAUCAAAUGAGGAAAACUCAAAAGAUCCUCCAGCAAACCCAGAGGCACAGCAGUCAUUGAAACUGACAGAUGUGAAGCAAGAUAAUCUGUCGUUCCCAGGGCCACAGUCCAAGCCCGCUGACGUCGAGCCUCCCAAAACGGAGAAACCGGUACCAGCAAAACCUUCACCUGCUAAGCCGUUAUUUUUAGAUUACUUAGAUAUGAGUGAUCCAGAUAACAGGCUCCUGUUUUUCAAAGAGUUGGCUGCACAGCGUAAAGCUGCUCAGGCGGCAGAGGCAGAGAAGAGUAAAAAGAAGGCAGAGUUAAAGCCUGAGUCCUCCUCUUCUUCCGAAAAGCGAGAACUUCCUUCAGUAGUCAUCUCAGACACUUCAAUACCUGAAGAUCUGUCACAGGAAAAUGCAGGAUCUGCAGGGAAGACGUCAAUAGAAACAUGUGAUUCGGCUCCUCUGCCUUCAGAAGCCGAUGAAAAAACAAGCAAAGGCGACACUGUGUUCAAACUGGGCGACAGACGAGAAACCAAAGCUUCAGAUGAUUCACAGCUGGGAGGGUCUCCUUCUAAUCUGCCUUUGUCUUUGGGAACUGAACCGUGUAAACCGUCAGAAGAGACAAGGGGUGCCUUUAUAAAGGAAACUAGUGAUUUACCCAGAUCAGCAGAUGAUACGAUAGCGAAGCUGCCAUCUCUACAUACUGAAGACAGCACAGAGACGUCCUCUUCUUCAGAGAGGUCCUCUGUAGUCACCACCAGUUCUGGGGGUGAUCCUUUACUUUCUACAGUUGAAGUCCAAAAAUCUGAAUCAGCUCAAACCAGCGUCUACACUCCUGAGCCACAAGCAGAACCAGACCUCUCCAACCCACCAGGUUUACACAACAGUCCCCGGACUUUCUCUGGUUCUGGUUUAACUCCGCCCCCUAACCUAUUACCAAACACUGCCAAUCCCGAGUCUGUGGUCUCGUCGCCACCAGAGUCCUCCUUCUCUGCUGAAGAAUCUUCUCAAACAUCCAACAUUUUGACCAAACAAACUCUUCCAGAUGUAGCUUAUCAAUCUGAUAUGCAGUUAACAUUUGGCUCCUCCCACGAGGAGUCCAACACUUUCCCUUUAGAAACCAGCACUUUAUCAUCACAGUCCACCUCAAACUGUGAGGAACGUUCUGCCUCAUCUCCAGAGAAAGACGUUUCUAGAUCAGAAACAGCCGAACCAGAUCUUUGUUCUUUUCAAAGUACGGUUAAGGACGUGACUGAGGUUCUUGAAUCACCAGAGUUUGAGAAGCCUGGCAGCACAUCUCCCAUUCUCAGCCCCUCAGUGGGUCAACAAGACAGGACAGGUUUACUCAGCUGUGAAACCUCAAUCUCCAGGCCUGAUUUAAAGGCCGCCAUUAUUCCUGAAACUGCUGCAGCAGACGCUCCACCUAAACCUUUACCUUCUCAUAUAACACUCGGUACAGACCCCACUCCUCUUUCUGUCUCUGACACACUUCCUUCUCCUCAUGACAAACCAGAACAAGCUGCACCCCCCAGUGACACUAACCCGACAAACUCUGAUGCUCCCACGCCGGCCAAAGCAGAGCUGCCUGCUCUUGAGUCAGCUUUGACCCCUGAAACAGAAAAGACAGAAACCAUGUCUUCAUCAGAGGAAAAACUUCCUGUCAGUCUACAAUGUUCAGAGUCUCUGAUUCCCCCAUCAGUAGAGCCUACCUCUGAACCACUCACAGAGGGUCAUUUGCCUUGCAAAGCAGUUGAAGCAGAUUCCCCUGAGAGCCACACCCUGCAGGCUCCUGUUCCUGCAGAGAGUUCUCUAAAAGAGCCUGAAUUACCUGAAACAGGUGAGAAAAACCCUCGUGAUGUCGAGGACACGAACAAGAACCACGAAAGUGGUUCCCAAGAGUCCAUGCGAAGUGAGAAAAGUUCUGUAGCGACAGACGCGUCGUACAAACAACCAAAAUCCAACCAGUCUCGCUACUUCUCAUCAACAGCCAACGUGCUCUCGAGCAGUAACCUACGGGAUGACACAAAGCUGCUUCUAGAGCAGAUUUCUGCCAACUGCCAGAGCAGAAACGAGGCCGUCAAAGAGUCGCCCGUCACUGACGACGAGAAAGAAGACGGGGCGGACAAAAACGCCAUGAGAGGCACGGUCUAUCGGAGGGGGCAGACCAAGUCUCCUCACGAGCGUGAGAAGCUGCUGGAGCGGAUACAGAGCUGUCGGAAGGAGAGGAAAGUUUACAGCCGCUUUGAGAUGGGGCCUUAAGGAGACCAAAUCAAGAAGUCGUUUCCUUUUCACACAAAGACUGAGUUUGAUGGAAGUCGACACCUCAGCGCACAACAAGAAGAGAAUGGAGAGAAGAGAGUUUUGAAACUCCCGGUCGUGUUCAACGUGAGGAGCGUGGCGUGCUCCUGGGAGGUGCACGUUUUACUGACCGCAUGGGUGAAGUGCAAUGUCUGCAACCGUCUUUGCAACCAGGCCCGACCUUGGCUUUUUAUUACAACACUCACAACAGCUGUUAUAAAAGAGUGCUUGUCAAGUGUUAUGUAAAAUCCAGACUUUGUAGAAUAACUUUGUAAUUUAGAUUAGAGCUGUCACUGUGGUCAGAAAUGUGUAAAUGAAAGAAACCACAGACAACCUAUCAGUUCAUACCAGCGACAUUAUUUUUAGUCAUUUAUUCCAACUGGUUUGACCAAAGAACUAUUUUAGUUUGUCUAUUUGAAGCUGUUUUUCACAGCAAACAUGCCAGAUGACUCAAAAAGGGGAAACUUUUUUGUUUUUAAAAUCAUGUUUACCAGAGUAUGUUUAGAUGAAUAUUAUAUAUUUUCCUGUUAUAUUACAUUGAAGAUCAUCACCCUAAAAAAGUAUUUUAUAAAUGAGUAUAACAUUAAUUUGAAAGUAUUUCAGGCAAUGUUUGGAAUUUGUCAAUAAAGUUUUGAAAAAUCAA
Oryzias melastigma (Indian medaka) is the source of this 5511-nucleotide messenger RNA. RefSeq names its product family with sequence similarity 83 member Ha (gene sack1ha). NCBI's taxonomy places the organism in Eukaryota, Metazoa, Chordata, Actinopteri, Beloniformes, Adrianichthyidae. Gene Ontology annotation, molecular function: keratin filament binding. Gene Ontology annotation, biological process: positive regulation of cell migration; intermediate filament cytoskeleton organization; protein localization to cytoskeleton. Gene Ontology annotation, cellular component: keratin filament. The record is from RefSeq and is a predicted model, not a curated record. The coding region runs from base 282 to 4829 and encodes 1515 amino acids. The transcript has 6 exons.